AUGCUAACAGCAGAAAAUACGGCGAUCCAUUUGGAUCAAAGUAUAUUUCUGCUGAUUGUUUACAGAGGUACAUCAUUUGAGUACAGGGUAAUCAGUGGUUUCCCAAAUAUGCUGAAUCUUGGCUAUAACAACUUCACUGGAGUGAUCCCUAAAGAAAUUGGUCAGUUGAAAUCGCUCAGUAUACUCAAUCUCAGCUCUAACAGCUUGUCCGGAGAGAUUCCGGUGCAGCUCUGCAGCCUGAAGAAUCUGCAAGUGCUAGACUUGUCAAACAACCUCCUCACAGGUGCAAUCCCAUCAGAUCUUAACAAACUUCACUUCCUCUCUACAAUCAAUGUUUCUAACAACGAUUUGGAAGGGCCAAUUCCAAGAGGAGGCCAGUUUAGUACAUUCACAAAUUCAAGCUUUGGGGGCAAUCCAAAGUUGUGUGGAAAUGCUAUUGAUCGGCCUUGUGGUUCGGCUGAAGCGCCUCUGGUCUCUACUCUCACCACAGAACAAAAAGACAGAAGGAUCGCCUUUGCGAUUGCUUUUUGUGCUUUCUUUGGUGUAGGGGUGUUGUAUGAUCAAAUAGUAAUGUCAAAGUAUUUUAGCUGA
This is a messenger RNA of Miscanthus lutarioriparius, 591 nucleotides long. NCBI's taxonomy places the organism in Eukaryota, Viridiplantae, Streptophyta, Magnoliopsida, Poales, Poaceae. The record is from the annotation of a GenBank genome assembly.